Molecule: messenger RNA, 651 nt
Organism: Pyricularia grisea
Lineage: Eukaryota; Fungi; Ascomycota; Sordariomycetes; Magnaporthales; Pyriculariaceae
Exons: 1
Coding region: 1-651 (216 amino acids)
Molecular function (GO): protein binding
Source: RefSeq, a predicted model, not a curated record
AUGGGCGACAAAAACUUAAACGCACUCUUAAAAUGGAGCAUCGAGAACACCAACACCGACGGCAGUGCGCCGGCUGCAGGAGCAGACCAGCAGCAGCUACAGCGUCCUGACCCGGAAGUGCUUGCUGCACUGUUCGGCGGCCCCUCAGAAGCCGAGCUGAUGAAGGCUGCCAUGGACGUCAUCACCAGCACAGAGCCAGACGUUACCCUCGAAAACAAGCUUAUAGCAUUUGACAACUUCGAGCAGCUGAUCGAGUCGCUGGACAACGCCAACAAUCUCUCCAAGCUCUCACUCUGGACCCCGCUGCUUGGCAUGCUGGAUAGCGACCAUCCGGACCUGCGGCGUAUGGCCGCGUGGUGCAUCGGCACCGCCGUUCAGAACAAUGAGCCCUCUCAGGAACGCUUAUUAGCACUCGGCGGGCUGCCAAGCCUGGUCGAACUGGCCACCGCCGAAGACCAAAGGGAGGAUGUGAGGCGCAAGGCCAUCUAUGCCCUGAGCUCGGCUGGCAGAAACUACCAGCCGGCGAUGGACGUGAUAGUGGAGGAGGUGGGCAAGCGCGGGGGCAAGUCGGACAAGGUUGAUGCAACCAACAUGGACGCCGUGGAUGCGGUAAUUGAUCUGCUCAAGGCUGGUAUUCCCAAGAAGGCUUGA